AGAUUUCUUCAUCCAAGAUGAUCAGCAGAGUACAACCUUUGUGCAAACCCCUUUUGCAACACUUGGUGCGAAAUGCCGUUAAGGGCAUGGCUCCAACCACAGUGCGUCAAAGUCAUGUAGUCUCAUAUCGUGUUGCUCCACCACCACACUCGAAGGCUACUCGCAUCGGUGCCGAAUUGGUUGGUGCCGCUAUGUGGUGGUGGGUGUUGUGGCAUUUGUACCAUGAACACGAACAUGUCACCGGUGAAUUCCCCUAUCCCGAUCCAUCCCAGUGGACCAACAAGGAGCUUGGCAUCCCAACCAACGAAUAAAUACGCUGAUCG
Musca vetustissima is the source of this 323-nucleotide messenger RNA. Its product is annotated as NADH dehydrogenase [ubiquinone] 1 beta subcomplex subunit 2, mitochondrial-like. The record is from RefSeq and is a predicted model, not a curated record. Gene Ontology annotation, cellular component: mitochondrial inner membrane. Bases 18 to 311 code for a protein of 97 amino acids. The transcript has a single exon. Lineage: Eukaryota; Metazoa; Arthropoda; Insecta; Diptera; Muscidae.